This is a messenger RNA of Aphanomyces astaci, 740 nucleotides long. RefSeq names its product eukaryotic translation initiation factor 1A, Y-chromosomal. Gene Ontology annotation, biological process: translational initiation. The transcript has 2 exons. Lineage: Eukaryota; Oomycota; Saprolegniomycetes; Saprolegniales; Verrucalvaceae. Gene Ontology annotation, molecular function: translation initiation factor activity; RNA binding. The coding region runs from base 23 to 448 and encodes 141 amino acids. Gene Ontology annotation, cellular component: cytoplasm. The record is from RefSeq and is a predicted model, not a curated record.
CGGGAAAUCAUUUGAAAGCAGGAUGUCUUCGGCAAACAAGGCCAAGGGCAAGGGCGGCAAGAACCGUCGCCGAGGGAAGGGCGACGUUGAAGAGAACAAGCGUGAGUUGGAGUUCAAGGAAGAUGGCCAAGAAUACGCCCAAGUGCUGCGCAUGUUGGGGAACGGUCGCUUGGAAGCGUACUGCUACGACGGGGUGACUCGUCUCGGACACAUUCGCGGUAAAAUGCGCAAGAAGGUGUGGGUCGGUGUCGGGGACAUUGUGUUGGUGUCGUUGCGUGAAUACCAAGAUGGCAAGGUUGACAUCAUCCACAAGUACAACGCGGACGAAGCACGUAGUUUAAAAGCGUACGGCGAACUUCCCGACAACGCGCGCAUCAACGAAACAAGCGUGGACAUGGACGGCGCAGGCGACGACGACGACUGCGGGUUUGAAUUUGACGACAUUUAAGCAGCGUGGACGAGCCCACUCGAUGCAUGCAAGAUCUAACGUAGAGGUUUUAUUCCACGUGAGGUUCUUAGCUAGGUUUCAGACUCGUCGUUACUUGGUGAUGCAGGCUGUAUAUCUCCUACCGCAUCCUCGUUUCUCGCUCUGUAGUGCCUUGGCGAUAUCAUGCGUUCGUUAAUGUCACCUGUAACAGUUGGGGAUUGUCAUGUCACUUCUGCUAGACUUUCGAUAACCAAUUAUAUUCGCUCUGAACCAUUUAGCAACUUCUAAUUGGCUAAAAUACCUUUGUUUCGUA